Molecule: messenger RNA, 1392 nt
Organism: Elephantulus edwardii (Cape elephant shrew)
Lineage: Eukaryota; Metazoa; Chordata; Mammalia; Macroscelidea; Macroscelididae
Product: zinc finger protein 322-like
Exons: 1
Coding region: 49-1257 (402 amino acids)
Biological process (GO): regulation of DNA-templated transcription
Molecular function (GO): RNA polymerase II cis-regulatory region sequence-specific DNA binding; DNA-binding transcription factor activity, RNA polymerase II-specific
Source: RefSeq, a predicted model, not a curated record
UGGGUCAGAAAGACCAGUGGAAAACUCCCUAGGAGAGAGCCAUAGAAGAUGUACACUACAGAAGAGAACUGUAAUCAGGGAACUCAAAAAAGAAAACCCUAUCAUGUAUGCCCUCAUAAGGGUAGAAAGAUUGUUAUCCAUGUACAUAAAAUUACUCAAAUAGAUGAUCAGAUUUACCAGUGCCUUGAACGUGAGCGAAGCUUCCGUGAAAACUUAGCUCUUAUUAUGUGUGAGAGAACCCAUACUGGAGAGAAACCUUUUAGAUGUGAUAUGUGUGAGAAAACCUUCAUCCAAAGCUCAGAACUCAUUUCACAUCAGAGGUUCCACACAUACGAGAAACCUUAUAAAUGUAGCAAAUGCGAGAAGAGUUUUUGGCACCACUUAGCCCUUUCAGGACACCAGAGAACCCAUGCAGGGAAAAAAUUCUAUACAUGUGACAUUUGUGACAAGAAUUUUGGUCAGAGCUCUGAUCUGCUUGUCCACCAGCGAAGCCAUACAGGCGAGAAACCUUACUUAUGUAGUGAGUGUGAUAAAUGCUUCAGCAGAAGUACAAACCUCAUAAGACAUCGAAGAACUCACACAGGGGAGAAACCAUUUAAGUGUCUGGAAUGUGAAAAGGCUUUUAGUGGGAAAUCAGAUCUUAUUAGCCACCAGAGAACUCAUACUGGUGAGAGGCCCUACAAAUGUAAUAAGUGUGAGAAGAGUUACCGUCACCGUUCAGCCUUCAUUGUACAUAAAAGAGUUCAUACUGGGGAGAAGCCCUAUAAGUGUGGUGCCUGCGAGAAAUGCUUUGGCCAGAAAUCAGACCUAAUUGUGCACCAGAGAGUCCAUACAGGUGAAAAGCCGUAUAAAUGCUUGGAAUGUAUGAGAAGUUUUACUCGGAGUGCCAAUCUAAUCAGGCACCAGGCAACUCACACUCAUACUUUUAAAUGCCUUGAAUAUGAGAAAAGUUUCAACUGUAACUCGGACCUUAUUGUACAUCAGAGAAUUCACAUGGAGGAGAAACCACACCAGUGGUCAACCUGUGAGAGUGGCUUCAUUCUAGGCAUGGACUUUGUUGCCCAACAGAAAGUGAGAACUCAAACAGAGGAGCUCCAUUAUAAAUACAGUCUGUGUGAUAAAAGCUUCCACCAGAACUCGGCACUUAUUCAACACCAAACAAUCCACAUUGGUGAAAAACCAUAUAUCUGUAAUGUUGGUGAGAAAGGUGUUGAGCUCAGCCCUCCCCAUGCUUCAGAAGCCUCACAAAUGUCUUGACUAGAUAAGUUAAAAUACCAUGCAAAGAAAUGUAUUUACAUGUCAGAAAACUCACUAUGAUGAAAAAACUUAGGCAUAUCUUAACAGUGAAACAGACUUUUCAGAGCUCAACAUCCUGACCUCAGUGGGGACCAG